UUACAGAUUUCCCGAACUUUACUCCACGAAAUGACGAAAGGUUCUGAAAACGCUUCAAGCGAUGGACAAGAUUUCGAGAAAUAUGAGGCCCUCAAGUUCCAGUGCCUCGCCAAGGGAGAUGUUGUACAGGAUUGCGUGUUGGAUUUUGUGGCCAGCCAAUGGGAUGAAGGUUUCAUAGCCCUGUUGGGCUCCAAGAUGGAUGUGGUCACUUUGGAAAUGACCUCCCAAGCCCAGCCCCUUAAUCCCUUUCCCUACACACCGUCGUUCAUAGAAUUGUCGGCCUCGGAGCCGCGACCACUGGAUGCCCUAGCCGAGAAGGUCGAUCUGGAAAAGAUAUACACCGAUUGUCAGAUCCUAGAUGCCCAAGAGUUGGCUCUGGAAACGGUCUAUACGGCGGUUUGCUCUUCGACCAUCCCACCAGUCGUAUUGAAGGCUGUAAAAAAAGCGCCGCAUCUAUUGCCGAAUGGAAACUACCUCCUGGCCGUCCUCAACUCUCAUGGAGCGCUUACACUGCUGACUAAAUCAUUGGAAUGCACGCUAUGGUGUCGCUUCGAAAGUCUCAAUGUUCCCAUCACUUUAAGGGAUAAGCUCUUGCCGCGUUUCGAAGCAGACAAGAUAAAAAAUUUUAGCCAAUACAAAGCCAUGAUGGACCAAGCCUGGAUCACAAUAUUUGCUUGGCUUGGUGAGGAAUCAAAGGACGUGGAGAACCAUGCUUUGGUUCUGGGAACCGCCAAUGGAAGCCUGUGGAUCCUUAAGCUCUCGCCUGAUGGUCAAACGCUACAAGAUCACAUCCAUCAAGACACCACCUUGGAUCGUAUUUGCUUUCUGCAUACUUUCGAAAAUCUCCUGCUUGUAGGCGAUGUCAUGGGAAGGGUGCAUCUGUACCGCUUCACCGAAGGCCCCAAUCAUGGACUGACCCUGGUCAAGGCUCUAUGGCAGAGAACGGAUCGUAUGGGUCUGCAAGUGGGUACAAUUACUAGAAGCUUGGAAGGGAACUGUUAUUAUAUAACCUGCUGCAAAGCAGCACAUUUGCUGACCUGGUUCAUUCAAGGAGAGGACUGCCUAGAAGCCCGUUUACAUGUCGGCGGAAUAAAAAUUACAGCGUUGUGUAGCCUGGACUACCGUAGUUAUGCAGUGGGAACGGCAAGUCAGGAACUGAAACUCAUUCAAGUAAUUCACCAGGGUAGUCAGAGCCACUUUAAGAUGCAGCCCGUGGCAGUGGAAGAUAUGAAUAAUGACUUCCAGGUGGUGGGACUCUCCACUAGCAGAAACAAAAAUCUUUUGACGCUGCUCCUCUACCCCGUGAAGGAGUACAUAAAUGCAAAGAAAACCGAAAAAAAUAUGGUGUACGUUCAAGUGGGCCAAAUCAAGGAGCAUGAUGUCCUGGCUCGGCUCUCUGAUAGCCUGAACUCUGACCAACCUAUCAAUGGCUGUCUGGAUUACCUUGCCGAACUUCGCAUCAAGAUAUUUUCUCAGAAGGAUUUACAGAAAUACUCAAACUUUAGUCCGCUAGAUGCCUUUAAUUUUGGGGAACCGGCCACGGAAGACCAGCUACAUAAACUGCAACUCAAAUACCAUGUCCUGACAACGUUAAACGAACUCCAACUGGCCUACUUGCACCUUUCCACGCUCAUCAAACCAACGCAGGACGAACUGCAACUGCUCCUUGCCAUGUUGGCCACCACACACAUAAGACUUAGGCUCCAGUACCUAAGUUCCCUGGAUAAGCUAUCAGAGUUUCAGGAGCAGGCUGUGAACUGCAUGCUGGAGGAGGCCCAGCGCCUAUGUAGUGGCCUCCAAAAAGACUUAACGGGAGAGGAGCAUCCUCUCAAGAACACCACAAAUCAUUUUCUACACCAAAUGGAGAGACACUUUCAGGAGCUGCGGAAAGGGUUUGCCAACAUCAGUAUUAAAGAUCCUGAAGGGCAGCAGGCAGCUCUGUUGUGUUCCAUAUCUUAUGUGGAGAUCGAGCCCAGCUUAGAGAAUCGAUACUGCAGUCUGUGUAGUCGGCAGGUUCUAAUGGAGCUCCAGGAUCUAAAGCAGCUGUUCGACCCCAACCUGACCCAGCUGGUGUGCCCCUUCUGUCAUGGAAGCUAUACCCAGGAGCUUUUAGCUGCAUCAACGUAAAAUUUAUUUUCAACCUUAAACCAAGGCAUACAUAUUUUUUGGGAUCAAUAUUGGACAUAGUCCCCAA
This is a messenger RNA of Drosophila bipectinata, 2194 nucleotides long. RefSeq lists its product as uncharacterized. NCBI's taxonomy places the organism in Eukaryota, Metazoa, Arthropoda, Insecta, Diptera, Drosophilidae. Gene Ontology annotation, molecular function: protein binding. The record is from RefSeq and is a predicted model, not a curated record.